GCUAUUACUAUUACUCCACAUAUGAAACAAAUGGUGUUGUAUAAUGUUGUCUUUUGAAUUUCUUUUUCUUUGAGUUAUCAUCCGAAUAUACUGGAGUACUUUGGAGAUUGAUGAAUAUCCAGAGAUUUUAUAGAAGUAAGCGGCAAGAAUGGAUAUGAUUUGCCCAUUCUACCAAUACCUGACGCUUUGCUAUACUCCGUACCAUCAGGAACAAACUUAACUCACCACAACUUAUGUUGACCCUCUAGCAGAUACAUCAACCACCUCCACAAGUCUCGAAUUCGUGUUCGGGUUUAUAAAUACAACAAGUGAUUGGCCAGUAUUGGCCGGUAUUUACCAAUAUUCACCAGCACGCACCAGCACUCACCAGCAUUUCCCAGUACCCAUUUACCUUGCCAAAGACGACCUACAUUCUACAUUUCAAGCCUUGACACCGCCUACCAUCAAUCAUGUCCUCCGCCAAACGAGCUUCCAUGCUCCCUCCACCUCCUAAACCUCCGAUUUCAUUCUCAAGUAAUAUCACCAUCGCAGACCAUGCUUCUCUCAUUGGCACAAACCUUAUAUCCAUCCGAGGACACACCAUUCUUCAUCCACGUACAAAAUUGAAUAGCAGUUUUGCUCCCAUCACAAUCGGUACACAAUGUGUCAUUGGCGAACGUAGUUCAAUUGGCAUGUUGAAUUUUCCAUCCGAAGAACAAGCUUCAGGUGUCACAUUGGAGAAUGGCGUUAUAAUAGAAACUGGAGCUAUUGUCGAGGCAAAAUUCGUGGGACAAGGAAGUCUCAUUGAGAUCAAUGCAAAGGUGGGAAGAGGGGCUGUCAUAGGAAAGCAUUGCAAGAUUGGACCAAUGUGUGAGGUUGAAGAAGAUGAGGUUAUUCCAGAUUACACAGUGAUAUAUGGAAAUGGAUUACGUAGAAUAGAUAAAAGUGGUGUGGAAGGCCUCAAGAUGAAGAUGAUCGGUCGACACGUGGAUGUGCUUAGGAGGCUUGUUCCUAGCAAUUUAUCUAAAUAUCAAUGAUACCCUUUUGAUUUCUCUUA
Botrytis cinerea B05.10 is the source of this 1036-nucleotide messenger RNA. RefSeq lists its product as hypothetical. The coding region runs from base 450 to 1016 and encodes 188 amino acids. Gene Ontology annotation, molecular function: dynein complex binding. The transcript is spliced from 2 exons. Gene Ontology annotation, biological process: mitotic spindle organization. Gene Ontology annotation, cellular component: dynactin complex. The record is from RefSeq and is a predicted model, not a curated record. Lineage: Eukaryota; Fungi; Ascomycota; Leotiomycetes; Helotiales; Sclerotiniaceae.